Messenger RNA from Ornithodoros turicata, 3453 nucleotides. It is a transcript of the gene RpIII128, whose product is annotated as DNA-directed RNA polymerase III subunit RPC2-like. Gene Ontology annotation, cellular component: RNA polymerase III complex. Gene Ontology annotation, molecular function: DNA binding; ribonucleoside binding. Bases 27 to 3413 code for a protein of 1128 amino acids. Lineage: Eukaryota; Metazoa; Arthropoda; Arachnida; Ixodida; Argasidae. The record is from RefSeq and is a predicted model, not a curated record. Gene Ontology annotation, biological process: DNA-templated transcription. The transcript has 3 exons.
UUCUCGCGAUUGGGAUCAUAACAAAGAUGGCGGUGAAAGAAAGUGACACCGACGAUCUUCAAAAUCCGGUCAAAGAACUGAGCGAAAAAUGGAAACUUUUACCGGCUUUUUUGACUGCACAGGGCCUGGUCCGGCAUCACAUCGACUCAUUCAAUCAUUUCAUCAACGUGGAAAUAAAAGACAUCGUCAAAGCCAACGAAAAGAUCACCAGCGAUGCCGACCCGCAGUUUUACCUGAAGUACCUCGACAUCCACGUGGGUAAACCAGAUGUCGAGGAGCAGUGCACCAGCAAGACCACGACCCCGCACGAGUGUCGUCUGCGAGACAUGACGUAUUCUGCUCCCAUAACCGUCGACAUAGAAUACACGAGGGGCCAACAGCGCGUCGUCAGGGCCGACUUCCCAAUCGGUCGGAUGCCGAUCAUGCUUCGGAGUUCGAACUGCGUGCUGGCCGACAAGUCUCCUUACGAAAUGUCCGUCAUGAACGAGUGUCCGUACGACCCCGGAGGUUAUUUUGUGGUGAACGGCGUCGAAAGGGUCAUCUUGAUGCAGGAGCAACUGUCCAAGAACAGAAUGAUCGUCGAAGAAGACCGAAAGGGAGGGGUCAUGUGUCAGGUGACGAGUUCGACGCACGAAAAAAAGAGUCGAACGAACGUGAGCACGAAACACGGCCGCUACUAUCUCAAGCACAACUGUUUCACAGACGACAUUCCGAUAGCUAUAGUCUUCAAGGGAAUGGGACUGGAAAGCGACCAGGAGAUAGUGCAGAUGAUCGGCACUGCAGAUAACAUCGUGUCGACGUUCGCGCCGUCCCUCGAAGAGUGUCACCGGGCGAUGGUGUUCACGCAGACUCAGGCCCUCAAGUUCCUGGGGAGCAAGACGAAGCAACGCAGGAUGUUCUUCGGAGGUCCCAGGAAGACCCCGGUGGAUGAAGCGAGGGACAUCCUCGCCACGACGAUCCUCGCCCACGUCCCCGUGGAGCACUACAACUUUCGCGUCAAGGCGAUGUACCUUGCCCUCAUGGUGAGGAGGGUCAUCGAAGCGCAGUCCAACAAAGAACUGAUCGACGACAGGGAUUACUACGGAAACAAGCGUCUCGAACUGGCGGGUUCCCUGCUCUCCCUGCUCUUCGAAGACCUCUUCAAGAGGUUCAACACGGAACUCAAACUGGUCGCCGACAAGUGCAUUCCGAAAGUGCGCGCCACGCAGUUCGACGUCAUCAAAUACGUCAGGCAAGAUCUGAUCACAAACGGUCUGGUCGUGUCCAUUGCGACCGGGAACUGGACGGUGAAGCGAUUCAAGAUGGAGAGGAUCGGCGUGACGCAGGUCCUGACACGCCUGUCCUACAUUUCGGCCCUUGGAAUGAUGACGCGCGUCAACAGUCAGUUCGAAAAGACCAGAAAGGUCUCCGGACCUCGUUCACUCCAGCCGUCCCAGUUUGGAAUGCUCUGUCCUAGCGACACGCCCGAAGGGGAAGCCUGCGGGCUGGUGAAGAACCUGGCCCUCAUGACCCACAUCACCACCGACCUCGACGAAGCCCCCAUCGUCCGGCUCGUUCUCAACCUCGGAGUCGAGGACGUCCACCUGCUCUGCGGGGAAGAACUGUCGGACCCGUCCGUCUACCUCGUCUUUCUCAACGGAAACAUCCUCGGAGUCGUCCACAAUCACCAGCGUCUGAUCCGCACGCUGCGCCUGCUCCGUCGUAAGGGCUGCCUGUCGGAGUUCGUGUCGAUCUACUCCAGUCGGAUCCAUCGGUGCGUCUACAUCUCCGCCGACGGAGGCAGGAUGUGUCGCCCGUACAUUCUCGUCAAGAACGGAACGCCACUCGUCACGGAAGCUCACCUCGAAGACCUCGGGCGUGGCUUGAUGUUCUUCGACGAUUUCCUCAAGCAUGGCGUCGUCGAGUUCCUCGACGUGAACGAGGAGAACGACAGCAACAUAGCGCUCUACGAACGCGAAAUCCGCGCCGACACUACGCACCUUGAGAUAGAGCCGUUCACGCUUCUUGGCGUAUGCGCGGGCCUCAUUCCGUACCCUCAUCACAACCAGUCACCGCGUAACACGUAUCAGUGUGCCAUGGGCAAGCAAGCCAUGGGGACGAUCGCCCUGAAUCAGCGUAACCGCAUCGACACACUCCUGUACCUUCUCGUCUAUCCGCACCGCCCGAUGGUCAAAACAAAAACGAUCGAGCUCAUCAACUUCGAGCAGAUUCCGGCAGGCCAGAAUGCAACGGUCGCUGUAAUGAGCUACAGCGGCUACGACAUUGAAGAUGCCAUAGUCAUGAACAAGGCCUCCAUCGACCGGGGAUUCGGUCGAUGUCAAGUUUACCGCAGCCAAAAAUGCACGUUGAGACGAUACGCGAACCAGACGUUCGAUCGCGUCAUGGGGCCCCUCGUCGACAGCACGACGAUGAAGCCCAUCUGGAAGCACGAACCGCUCGACGUGGACGGCAUCUCGCGUCCCGGUGAACGGGUCGACAACAAGCAGGUCUUGGUCAACAAGUCUAUGCCUGCAAUAACGGCUUCUGUGCUACAGACGGGACAGCAGCAGCAACAGGUGGAACACAAGGAAGUUCCGAUCACGUACAAAGGACUGGAACCGAGCUACGUAGAACGAGUUCUCAUCUCGUCCAACACGGAAGAGGCCUUCUUGAUAAAGCUGUUGUUGCGGCAGACCAGGCGGCCGGAGAUCGGCGACAAGUUCAGCAGCCGACACGGGCAGAAAGGCGUCGUGGGCCUGAUAGCGCAACAGGAAGACCUGCCGUUCAACGAUCAAGGCAUCUGUCCCGACCUGAUCAUGAAUCCGCACGGAUAUCCGUCUCGUAUGACGGUGGGAAAGCUGAUGGAGCUCCUUGCGGGAAAGGCUGGGGUGCUGAACGGAAAGUUCCACUACGGAACGGCGUUCGGUGGAAGCAAGGUGCAGGACGUGGGAGAAGAGCUCAUCCGUCGAGGAUUCAACUACCAGGGCAAGGACUGCCUCACGUCUGGGAUUACCGGAGAACAACUGUCGGCUUACAUCUACUUCGGCCCUAUCUACUACCAGAAAUUGAAGCACAUGGUCAUGGACAAGGUCCAUGCAAGGGCACGUGGUCCACGAGCCGUCCUGACACGGCAGCCGACCGAAGGUCGCUCGCGUGAUGGAGGCUUACGGCUGGGAGAGAUGGAGAGGGAUUGUCUUAUUGGGCACGGAGCCAGCAUGCUUCUUCUGGAGCGACUAAUGCUAUCGAGUGAUGCCUGUGAUGUCGACGUCUGCAACAGCUGUGGACUCCUGGGUUAUUCUCGGUGGUGCCACUAUUGCCGUUCGUCCAGCAAUAUUGCAUCCAUCAAGAUACCCUACGCGUGCAAGCUACUGUUCCAAGAACUGCUGUCGAUGAACAUUGUUCCGCGCCUCGAGCUGCGGAAACAUUUCCAGUGACCUCUGUAAAUAAGUUUGAUUAAAAGUUGGCUGCUGUUUU